This is a messenger RNA of Sungouiella intermedia, 1425 nucleotides long. Lineage: Eukaryota; Fungi; Ascomycota; Pichiomycetes; Serinales; Metschnikowiaceae. The record is from the annotation of a GenBank genome assembly.
AUGUCUGAAGUUACUAAGCCGUUCAGGCGGAAUACUCCUGCCUGGGUGAUGCACUUGGCACUCCUUCCCGUAGUGGGACCCUUGUUCUGGUUCCUCGGCUUGGUGUUGUCGACGAUUCUUCCUACCAGAAACGACAAUAUUGCUCCCCAAAAGCUUAAGAAAAAACUGGUCGAACAGCCUGAAUGCGCCGGCUUGUUUCCCUCCAUGGACACCGCCUCUGCACUUCCCCACGAGCCAUUUACAGUCUCCAAGAGCUCCACCUCCCAGGCUCCUCAGCCCUGCUCCACCGGCUUGACAACCCGCUUGUUACCUUUCAAGAACUCUAAUGGUGAGAUCGAGUGGGCCUUCACCGACGAGUUGCCUCCUGGAUCCGAGUUGGAUGCAUUCAAGUCCGCUGAAGUGAUGAACUUGAAGUUGGACAAGAGCAACGAUAUCUUGUCACCCGUUACCUCCAACUCCUCCAAUAACGACUCGUUGAUCUCCAACAAGAAGCUGGUGUCCGUCUCCACUCUGCCCCAGGUCAACACUCCUUCUUCCACUUCUUCCGAAGAUGAUAAGAACAAAGAUGAGGAUGCCGAGGGUGACGAUGGCACCGGCGUACACCAAUGUCCUCACUGUCUGUCUCGCUUCAAGAUGAGGGGCUAUUUGACUCGUCACUUGAAGAAGCAUGCCGCUGAGAAAGCUUACCAGUGUCCGUUCCAUAAGUCUUCCAUCUACAAGGACGAAAAUGAUAUCACCCACAAGUGUCACCCUAGUGGAGGCUUCUCCAGAAGAGACACCUACAAAACUCACUUGAAGUCUCGACACUUCCGUUACCCUAAAGGCACAUCCAUCAAGAGCCGCAACCUGUCCCCAGGAAACUGUUCCAUGUGUGGAGAGUGGUUUGAAAACGGAGAGAUCUGGUGUGAGAUUCAUAUUGAAGGUGGAGAGUGCAAGUACUUGCCUCUCGGGUUCAAGGGAAAGUCCAGAAUCAAGAAUAGAUUGAAGAAGCAAAUGAACCGUAUGAUCAAAGAACAAAGACAGAAGUUGAAAGCUGGUACCUCAGGGUCUGUUGUCACUGGCGACUACCAACUGCCAUCAUUAAACACGCCAAACUCUGUCAACACCCCGAUUCAUGGUUCUAAUUCUUAUGAGUACAACCACUCACCCACAAUGUCGGUUGGCUCGCCCAUUGGCCCUCACCAAAUCCCCCAGCAAUCAUUGCAAGAGUCCGUUUACAAGCAACAAGCCAUGUUGCUGCACCAAGUCAUGCAGCCAGAAUUUGCCCUUCCGGCCGAUGACGACUACGACGACGACUUUUGUCUCGAUACGGACCAGUUGGGAGCGUUUGCUUUUCAACAACCGUUACCCGUAUUUUCCGAGAUGGCACCUUCCUUGGGCGGUUUCAACAGCUACCCGAAGCAGGUUGUUCCUCAGUACAACUAA